Molecule: messenger RNA, 2190 nt
Organism: Soboliphyme baturini
Lineage: Eukaryota; Metazoa; Nematoda; Enoplea; Dioctophymatida; Soboliphymatidae
Source: the annotation of a GenBank genome assembly
AUGUUCAUAUUGGAUUUGCAGGCAGAAGACGCUUGGCGUCAAGUUUUACUUACGGAAAUGUUCCAGCUAUUUGUGACCCCGGAAUUAGCUGAAAUGAAGCCAACUUCGAUUGGCUGCCCUCAUCGGCGAAACGUACUGCCGCCGCAAAAUGUGGUUAAUGAGUUCGAUAAGCGGCUCAAGACCAUUCGGCUGUUAUGCGGAGGCGGCAUGUUCGCAACGUGCUGCAUCGUACUGCUUCCACCAGGUCACCUGAAGCUACUGAAAUCGACCAUAAAAAGUACCUGCGCGACGAACAAAUCGAUCAGUGCAGAUAUGUUCAAUGUGAAAAUGGCGGACAAUGUGUCAGUGAAACUGGUCAGUGGCGAUGCAUCUGCACUGAAGAAUUCACAGGAGUCUUCUGCGAAAAAAGUAACGAGUCUCUCGCCUUUACCGUACUUCAUGCUGCUUUUAGAAAUCGAUUUCUGUGCACAUCUACCAUGCCAAAACGGCGCCACCUGUGUCAGCGGUAUGACCAACGGAACGACGGUAACAUGUGGAACAGGCAUCAUGGUGAAUAGGUUGCAUUCGGCCAACCUGAAAAUGACGACUGUGAUCGAUGUGGGGCCCUAUGCGACAGUGAAUCUAAUGAUGCUCCUCAUGAAUUUCGAUUGCCACGAUGCUGCCAUCACGGUUCACGAUGGCGCUGAUGAUUCGUUCGAGCAGCUGGCAAAGUACUGUUCACUUCCCAGUUUGUCGUACAUCUCUCAUGCGACUCAACGGUACCUCACAGUCGUUUACAAAUCGUUCACAGCAAUUUCAAGUUCAAAGAGCGACGUGUUUAAGUUAGUGUGGAGUUCAACUUUCGUUUCCUGCAACAACUUUACCUGUGAGCAUGGCGGUCACUGCAUUUCGUCAUCCGCAGAAGCGCACAUUCCACACUGCGUGUGUCCUUCGGGUUGGACCGGUUUACACUGCGACAUGCCCAGUGAACUGAUAUAUGAUAUAUCAAAUCAAAAUGUUUUGAAAAUACCGAACGGUGUUUUGGCUUCUCCGAACUACCCGAAUUUGUACCCCUCUGGCCAAAGAAAUUUGCUUACCCUCAUUACAAGUCCAACAAUGGUUUUCCAGUUCAAACUUGAAUUGCUAAUGCUUGAAGCGUCGUUUGAUGGUGCAUGUUACGACAGUUUGAGUAUAUACGACGGCGAACUUUCAGACUUGUCUUCGAAUUUGCUUGGCAGAUUUUGUGGCUCAUACGACAAGCAGAAUUUGCCACUUUUCCGGCGAAACGUGACAUCGGGCCCUCUGGCAACAGUGUUGUUCUCUUCUGACCAAUUCGUGCAAGACCAAGGCUUCUUGCUUUGUUUCUCUUCAAUUUCGUGUGGCCAAACCUUCGUUUCGGCAUCGAGUGGCACAAUUUCAUCACCCCACUAUCCCAAACAUUAUCCGUACAUGUCCAACUGCCAUUACACAAUUCAUGCAAACAGAACAGGGUACAAAGUCCUUCUUACAAUCAACAAAUUCGACCUAGAAACUUCGCCAGACUGCUUUGCUGACUUCCUGCAGAUUCAGCUGUCUGAAAAUCCUGCUACCACAAUAAGAUUAUGUGGCGGACUUGCCGGAUUGACUCAGCGGAACUUUGCGUCUGACAGUGACACAAUCCGACUCUACUUCCACUCCGACACUUACAUAGAAAGAACCGGUUUCUCGGUGACCUACGACAUCGUUCUCGAUACCUGCGCGAAUAUGUCAUGUCCGCCGCACUCAGAAUGUGUUCUCAGUACCACGGGCGCGAAGUGCCAAUGUCUUCACGGCUAUGAAGGAGAAAGUUGCACAGAAAUCGACUACUGUUUGCAUGUGACAUGCAGUAAUCACGGUACUUGCAACAAAAUGAUAGGCGGUUAUAACUGUUCGUGCAACAAAGGAUGGAUGGGAAAAGACUGCGAAUUAGGCGGUGAAACCUCCAUCAGCACUUCUGGGUCUGGACAAAUCGCUUCGCCCAAUUACGCCUAUCACUCUGUAGGGACUCUGACCUGUAAGUGGCGAAUGAUGUCAGUUCUUCCUGGCAAGCAAGGCAUUGUGUCUGGAUUCCAGUUGCAGUUCAACCCGCUGAAUAUAAGCAGCCGGGGAAACUGCACCGAAGAAAGUACCGACGUAGUCAUGUUGUAUGAUCAUAUCUCACAAACGCCACAAGUGCAGCCUGUAAAAAAGUAG